UCUCCAUCCCCCCCGCGCUGCCGGGUGUCUCUUUCGCAGGUGGCACCAUGGGGACAGGCUGUGCCACCACGCCCAGGACCCAUCCUGCCAGCACAGCGCACCCACGCCAGCUGUCCCCAGCAUCGCGCUGCUAAGAGGGAGCGGUGCCUGAGCCCGGGCAUGUGCUGCUGGACUAUGCCAUGUCCCCCCCCGGCCGGCGGGCAGCCCCAGCCCCGUGAGGACACGGCCAGACCGGAGCCGGACGCCGGGACGCCGGGACGCCCAGCGCCGCCAUGGCCCAGGGCUGGGACGCGGCGCUGUCGGGGAUGACGACGGGCAGCCGGUCGCGGAGCUCCAGCAGCGAGGCCAGCCUGGCCCCCCACUGCCUCCUCAGCAAGCAGAGCCGCCUGCUCAAUGGGGCCACCCGGGUCAGCCGCGCUGCUUCCCCCAUGGGCCGCGUCAUCCUCAUCAACACCCCCAUCGAAGCCAGCAGCAAUGAGAGCGACAUCAUCAAUGCCAUCACGGUGGAGAAGAGCAUGGACGGCAAGCUGGGCUUCAGCGUCCGUGGUGGAUCCGAGCACGGGCUGGGCAUCUUCGUCAGCAAGGUGGAGGAGGGCAGCGCUGCCGAGCAGGCCGGGCUGUGUGUUGGUGACAAGAUCACGGAGGUAAACAGUGUGAGCCUGGAGAACAUCACCAUGAGCAGCGCCGUCAAGGUCCUCACUGGCAACAACCGCCUCCGCAUGGUCAUCCGGCGGAUGGGCCGCGUGCCGGGCAUCAAGUUCUCCAAGGAGAAGACGGCCUGGGUGGACGUGGUGAACAGGCGUCUGGUGGUGGAGAAAAGCGGCUCAACGCCGUCGGAGAGCAGCUCCGAGGAUGGGCUGCGGCGCAUCGUCCACCUCUACACCACCUCCGACGACUACUGCCUGGGCUUCAACAUCCGCGGUGGCAGGGAGUUCGGCCUUGGCAUCUACGUCUCCAAGGUGGACCCCGGGGGGCUGGCGGAGCAGAACGGCAUUCGGGUGGGAGACCAAGUCCUUGCAGCCAACGGAGUCAAGUUCGAAGACAUAAGCCAUAGCAAGGCAGUGGAGGUGCUCAAGGGGCAGACCCACAUCAUGCUAACCAUCAAGGAGACCGGCCGGUUCCCUGCCUACAAGGAGAUGGUGGCCGAGUACUGCUGGCUCAGUCGCUUGACCAAUGGGCAACUGCAGCAGCUGUCUCAGGCCUCGGAGACCAGCUCCUCCAUCUCCUCCUAUUCCUCGGGGCCAGCACCAGGGGCAGUGAAUGGGCUGGGGACGGCCACCUCGGGACCCCCCACCCGCACCGUUGAUGUGGCCAUCUCCACGGAGGACGGGCCACGGCGGGGCUGGGCACGGGAGCGUGCCGAACGGGCCAUGCAGACCGAGCCAGCCGCCGAGGGGCUGCCGGAGACGCGGCGCACGGUGCGGCCCCCCGAGCUCCUGCGGGACACAGCCAUCCGGGCCCAGGGCGUCCGCGAGCCCCCCGGCACCCACCCGCGCCGGACCUUCGCCCACUCGCCCAAGACAGCGCUGCUGCUGGCACUGAGCCGGCCCCGGCAGCCCAUCACACGCUCCCAGAGCGACCUCACCGUCGCCGAGGAGAAGAGGAAGAAGGAGAAGCCAGAGGUACAAGAGGCACGGGGGGCUCCCCCGGGGCUGCACCGCUCCAAGACCCUCGUCAAUCUCUUCUUCAAAGGGGGCCGUGCCACCAGCCAGAGCUGGGCCCCCCCCAGCCAGGAGCCCCCCGCCUCCGACCGCCGGGCACGCGCCAAGUCCCCGGGGCGCCCUGAUGGGGACAGAGUAGGUGCUGUGCAGAAGUUUGUCAUCCGGAGCCUGAAGCGGGAGAAAAGCCAGCGUGCCAGCAUCCUGGGCCCCGCGGGCAUGGCUGCCCUGCAGCCCAGCAGCAGCGACCCGGAGGCCCGGCUCCCGCACAUCCAGGACACCGCCGCACGCCUCCUCAGCCCCGACGAGGUGACGGCCGUGCUCCGCCACUGCUCCCGGUACCUGCAUGAGGGCAGCGUGGAGGAUUUGGUGCGGCCGCUGCUGGCCAUCCUGGACCGGCCGGAGAAGGUCCUGCUGCUACGGGAUGUGAGGAGCGUGGUGGCCCCCACAGACCUGGGACGGUUCGACAGCAUGGUGAUGCCCCUGGAGCUGGAAGCCUUUGACGCCCUGAAGAGCCGCUCAGUGCGCUCGCCUGCCCUCCGCCCAGCCCACCACGACGUCCCCCCCAAGAGACACCUCAUCACACCAGUGCCUGACUAUCGGGGCGGGUUCCUGCUGAAGCCGGCUGGGGCCCCAGAACUGGAGGAAGCCGGGGGGCUACAGGCGAGCCCAGCCCGGCUGCGAGCCUCCCCCAGCCCCCACCAGCUUCACCCCCGCACCUACACCCCACUCCCCGACGUGCCAGUGGAUGCCUACGCCUGCGCCAGCCGCCCCCCACCCCCUGCCAGCCCCCGGCCCCCCAACUGGCUGCUGGCUGAGCCCCCCCUGGGCGAGGGGCGCGGGCGUUCACGCAGCCCCCGGCCCACCUGGCACAAGGAGCCCCCCAGGUCGGUGCCCGACAGAGGGGCCGAUGUGCUGGGGAAGCCCCGGCGGACACGGCCCCCCCUUGCACCCCUCUUUGGGGGGCCAGGUAGUGAGGCAGGGGCUGGCGUGGCCACCAAUGGCCCCGGGGAUGCUGGCAGGGAGGAAGAGGAGGAAGAGGAGUACCGGCUGCUCACCGUCACCCUCUCCAAGCUGAAGCACUCACUGGGGAUCAGCAUCUCCGGCGGCAUCGAGUCGAGGGCACAGCCAGUGGUGAAGAUCGAGAAGAUCUUCCCUGGGGGAGCCGCCUUCCUCAGUGGUGUCCUCAAGGCCGGGCAGGAGCUGGUGUCAGUGGAUGGAGAGAGCCUGCAGAAUGUCACCCACCAGCGGGCUGUGGACAUCAUCCGCCAGGCCUACCGCAACAAAGCCAAGGAGCCCAUGGAGCUGGUGGUGCGGGUGGCUGCAGUCUCCCCAGAGUGAUGCUGCACCCCCGCUUCGAGGAGCCAUCCCACGCUCAGGAGGAGCUGGAUGGCUCAUUCCUGCACCAAGUUGUGGCUGGUCUCAGCACAGGCAGAGUGCACGAGAGCCAGAGUCACCCCACGGGCAC
Chroicocephalus ridibundus (black-headed gull) is the source of this 3126-nucleotide messenger RNA. It is a transcript of the gene PDZD7, whose product is annotated as PDZ domain containing 7. The transcript is spliced from 17 exons. The record is from RefSeq and is a predicted model, not a curated record. Gene Ontology annotation, biological process: sensory perception of sound; auditory receptor cell stereocilium organization. Gene Ontology annotation, molecular function: protein binding. Gene Ontology annotation, cellular component: stereocilia ankle link complex; stereocilium tip; plasma membrane. Bases 273 to 2999 code for a protein of 908 amino acids. NCBI's taxonomy places the organism in Eukaryota, Metazoa, Chordata, Aves, Charadriiformes, Laridae.